Messenger RNA from Procambarus clarkii (red swamp crayfish), 1000 nucleotides. The record is from RefSeq and is a predicted model, not a curated record. Lineage: Eukaryota; Metazoa; Arthropoda; Malacostraca; Decapoda; Cambaridae.
AGGAAAAAGAGUGAGAGCCUACAGAGUGAGAGGCUACAGAGAGAGAGGCUACAGAGUGAGAGGCUACAGAGUGAGAGGCUACAGAGUGAGAGGCAACAGAGUGAGAGGCUACAGAGUGAGAGGCUACAGAGUGAGAGGCAACAGAGUGAGAGGCUACAGAGUGAGAGGCAACAGAGUGAGAGGCAACAGAGUGAGAGACAACAGAGUGAGAGGCAGCAGAGAGAGAGGCUACAGAGUGAGAGGCUACAGAGUGAGAGGCUACAGAGUGAGAGGCUACAGAGUGAGAGGCAACAGAGUGAGAGGCUACAGAGUGAGAGGCUACAGAGUGAGAGACAACAGAGUGAGAGGCUACAGAGUGAGAGGCUACAGAGUGAGAGGCUACAGAGUGAGAGGCUACAGAGUGAGAGGCUACAGAGUGAGAGGCUACAGAGUGAGAGGCUACAGAGUGAGAGGCUACAGAGUGAGAGGCUACAGAGUGAGAGGCAACAGAGAGAGAGGCAACAGAGUGAGAGGCUACAGAGUGAGAGGCUACAGAGUGAGAGGCUACAGAGUGAGAGGCUACAGAGUGAGAGGCUACAGAGUGGGAGAGAACAGAGUGAGAGGCUACAGAGUGGGAGAGAACAGAGUGAGAGGCUACAGAGUGAGAGGCUACAGAGUGGGAGAGAACAGAGUGAGAGGCUACAGAGUGGGAGAGAACAGAGUGAGAGGCUACAGAGUGAGAGGCUACAGAGUGAGAGCCUACAGAGUGAGAGCCUACAGAGUGAGAGCCUACAGAGUGAGAGGCUACAGAGUGAGAGGCAACAGAGAGAGAGGCAACAGAGAGAGAGGCAACAGAGUGAGAGGCUACAGAGAGAGAGGCUACAGAGUGAGAGGCUACAGAGUGAGAGGCUACAGAGUGAGAGGCUACAGAGUGAGAGGCUACAGAGUGAGAGGCUACAGAGUGAGAGGCUACAGAGUGAGAGGCUACAGAGUGAGAGGCUACAGAGUGAGAGGCUACAGA